AUGGUCUUAGAAGCAUCAAAAGCAUCAUCUUAUUUAAAAGAUUAUCCAAAAAAAGAUGGUUUAUCAAUAAAAGAAUUGAUUGAUUCAACAAAUUUUGGUGGUUUAACUUAUAAUGAUUUUUUAAUUUUACCAGGAUUAAUUGAUUUUCCAAGUACAAAUGUUAAAUUAGAAAGUAAGCUUACCAAAAAAAUUACAUUAAAUUCACCAUUUGUUUCAAGUCCAAUGGAUACUGUUACUGAAGAAAAUAUGGCUAUUCAUAUGGCUCUUUUAGGAGGUAUUGGUAUAAUUCAUCAUAAUUGUACAGCAGAAGAACAAGCAGAAAUGGUUAAAAAAGUUAAAAAAUAUGAAAAUGGUUUCAUUAAUGAUCCUGUUGUUAUAAACCCAAAAGUUACAGUUGGAGAAGUUAAAAGAAUGAAAAAGGAUUUAGGAUUUACUUCAUUCCCAGUCACUGAAAAUGGUAAAAUUGGAGGAAAAUUAGUUGGUAUUAUCACUUCUCGUGAUGUUCAAUUCCACGAAAAUAACGAAGAUUCAGUUUCAAAAGUUAUGACCACCGAUUUGGUCACUGGUAAAAAAGGUAUUACUUUAACAGAAGGUAAUGAAAUAUUAAGAAAUUCCAAAAAAGGGAAAUUACCAAUUAUAGAUUCUGAAGGUAAUUUAGUUUCAUUAAUUUCAUUAACUGAUUUACAAAAAAAUCAAAAUUUCCCACAAGCUUCAAAAUCUUUUGAUUCAAAACAAUUAUUAUGUGGUGCCGCUAUUGGUACUAUGGAUGCUGAUAAAGAAAGAUUGGAUAAAUUAGUUGAAGCUGGUUUAGAUGUUGUUGUCAUAGAUUCUUCUAAUGGUUCAUCAACUUUUCAAAUUAAUAUGCUUAAAUGGAUUAAAAAUAAAUAUCCAGAUUUACAAGUUAUUGCAGGUAAUGUAGUAACAAGAGAACAAGCUGCUUUAUUAAUUGAAUCUGGUGCUGAUGCUUUAAGAAUUGGUAUGGGUUCAGGUUCUAUUUGUAUUACACAAGAAGUUAUGGCAUGUGGUAGACCACAAGGUACCGCUGUGUAUGGAGUAACUGAAUUUGCCAAUAAAUUUGGUGUACCAUGUAUUGCUGAUGGUGGUAUUGGUAACAUAGGUCACAUAUCAAAAGCUUUAGCAUUAGGUGCUUCAUGUGUUAUGAUGGGUGGAUUAUUGGCAGGUACUGCAGAAACUCCUGGUGAUUACUUUUAUAGAGAUGGUAAAAGAUUAAAAUCAUAUAGAGGUAUGGGAUCAAUUGAUGCUAUGCAACAAACUAGUAAUAAUGCUAAUGCAUCAACAUCAAGAUAUUUUUCAGAAUCAGAUAAAGUAUUUGUCGCUCAAGGUGUUAGUGGAUCAGUUGUUGAUAAGGGUUCAAUUACUAAAUUUAUACCAUAUUUAUAUAAUGGUUUACAACAUUCUUUACAAGAUAUUGGUAUUCAAUCACUUUUGGAAUUAAGAGAAAAAGUUGAUUCUGGAGAUGUUAGAUUUGAAUUUAGAACUGCUUCUGCUCAAUUUGAAGGUGGUGUUCAUGGUUUACAUUCUUAUGAAAAAACUUUACAUAACUAG
Molecule: messenger RNA, 1566 nt
Organism: Lodderomyces jiufengensis
Lineage: Eukaryota; Fungi; Ascomycota; Pichiomycetes; Serinales; Debaryomycetaceae
Gene: IMH3
Product: IMP dehydrogenase
Exons: 2
Coding region: 1-1566 (521 amino acids)
Biological process (GO): GTP biosynthetic process
Cellular component (GO): cytoplasm
Molecular function (GO): IMP dehydrogenase activity
Source: RefSeq, a predicted model, not a curated record